AUGAAAAAACCGAAGGACCAAGCUGAGGCCGCCACCAAAGCCCAAAGUCUAGCCGAGGAAAAAGACGAAUUUGCCGAGGCCAUUAAGAAGGUUGCUGAGGCCGAGAAGAGAGAGGACGAGGUAAAAAAGGCCCAAGCGGAAAAAGAGCUUCAGCAGGCCUUAGUUACCAAAGAUGCUGAGAUUAAGGAGACUGACGAGAAGGCUUAUGCUCAAGGAAUGGCCGACAUCACUGAGGAGUACAAACUGCAAGUCAACAUCCCAGAUGACUCGCCAUUGCGCAAGGCUGAUGAUAUUCCUCUGCCAUUUCCUCCACCUCCACCUCCAAGCCAAGCUGAAGAUAAAUCUAAGUCUGAAUCUGAGGAUGAGGAUAAGGAUGACGAUGAAGCUUUGGUAAGGAAGCCCAAGGAUACUAGUGAGACCAAGUCCCCUCCUCAGGAUGAUCAAGUCCUAGACUUGACUCGUGAGGAGGAUGGGGAGAUCGACGCCGAGAUUGCUGCAGAUGAGGAAGCCGAGGUAUCUCUUCAGGAGACUUCUGAGGUUCAGAUCCAGCCAGAUACUGAUGCUGAGAAGUCUUAA
This is a messenger RNA of Camellia sinensis, 576 nucleotides long. The record is from RefSeq and is a predicted model, not a curated record. NCBI's taxonomy places the organism in Eukaryota, Viridiplantae, Streptophyta, Magnoliopsida, Ericales, Theaceae.